Mercenaria mercenaria is the source of this 4368-nucleotide messenger RNA. Its product is annotated as ELKS/Rab6-interacting/CAST family member 1-like. Lineage: Eukaryota; Metazoa; Mollusca; Bivalvia; Venerida; Veneridae. The record is from RefSeq and is a predicted model, not a curated record. Bases 59 to 1777 code for a protein of 572 amino acids. The transcript has 12 exons.
GUUGCCUCUCAACAGAUGACGCGUUUAGACAAGAUAUUUUGGAAUUAAAACGUUAAAGAUGAGUGACGGUGAUAAAAUAAGUGAACCAAAUGGUGUACAGUCUGCCGAUGUUCUGGAAUGGAAAAAAAGUUUGCGGGACAAAAGUCAAUCUCCAGUGCGAAAUGUUACCAGGUCUAGGAGUCCUUCACCUGCACAAACAAGUGCUAGAAAGAGAACUCCUAGAAAAGAGGUGUUUUCUGGCACAGUUCCCUCUUCUCCAGGUGUUCUGAUGAUGGACGUACCAAAACCUUCAACCUCGAAGGGACCCAAGAUGUCUCAGUCCAUGAAAGUCUCGCAUACACGUAAAUCUGCUGACACUGCCACGCGCAGAAGUACUGGCAACAUGGCAGCUGCCUUCAGUAAUACCAAAACAUCAACAAAGAAUGGAACAGCUGAUGGCAUAGAAGCAGAGUACAUAAAAAAUCUGCAGCAACAAAUUUACUUCCUGGAACUAGAAACUAAUUAUCUGCGUGAACAAGCACAGAAAGCUACAGACAUGCAUCCAAAGAUGUCUGCUGAGGCAGAGAGAAUGCUUGCCAAGUUACGAUCAAUGCAGGCUGAUAUGGAUGGGUAUCAACUUGAGAAUAAAAGGAAGGAGAGUAGCAUUAGUAUAAUAACAAGGGAGAAGGAUCAUCUAACUGAAAGACUAAGGGAGGAGGAAAAUGCCCGUGCUAGAGAUAAGAGAAUGUUGAUGGAUGAAGUUAUAGAUCUGAAGAAAACUAUUGCCAAAAUGGAGGGUGAGAUCUCGUUCAAGGACAGUCAGCUACUUGACGCUAGAAAUGAGCUUGACAAAAGUGCUACAGCUUUGAAAAAUGCUGAAACUAAAAUUAUUACGUUAAAAAGUCAGUUAGAACAACGAAUAGAGCAGCAUAAAAUGACUCAGAUUAGCCUGGAUGAGAAACGCUCAGAACUUCUCAGUGUUGAAACACAGCUCAAGACUACCGAGGAGAAAUAUUACAACAGUACUGUCAAUUUACAGGAUAAAGUCGUGAAUGACUUAAGGGAAGAAAUUUGUGAUCUGAGGCAUAAAUUAAAGGAAGCAGAAAUGUCUGCAGAACAAGAGCGCCACCUAAGGUCUAAAAUGUCAGAUGAUAGUUCUUCUGUUGUUCGAGAAAAUGCAACACUCCACCAGCAAGUUGUUGAAAUGACCAAACAGCUGGAAAGAGAGAAAAAUCUGCGAGAUGAAAUAGAGUCCCGUCAUCAGGCAAACAUUUCUGAAAUGGUUCAGUGUAAAGAUAGAGAAAAAGAGCUAAGAUUUGAACUAGAAUAUGCAAAGGAAGGUUGGAACAAGGAAGUAGAGAAGGUGAAACAAUAUCAGGAGCAGCUGACCUUUAAAGACUCAGUGACAACCCAACAUGAACUACAAUUGAACACAGCUCGUAGUCGUGUGACGGAACUUUCCAGCAUGCAUGAACACCUCGAGAAAGAGAACACCCAUUUACGUAAGGAUAAGUCCCUGUUGGUAGACCAUGUUGCUGAACUACAAAAGAAGAUGGAAAUGAAGAAUGAAGAAGUAGUGAACCUACGAAGCCAAGUUUUCUCCCUUGAACAGAGAGUUGAUGAACUGGACCAGUUUAACUCUCUUGAACAUACCUCACAGAGCCAGAAAUGGGAGGAGUUUGAAAAGCUUGCCGAGAGCAUGAGGACACUGUCCCAUACAAUGGCCCAUUCUAGUACACGCACACGCAGUCCAAGGACAUUGUUGAAAACUUCAGCCAGAACACCUCUACAGUUUUAGGUUCAGACAAGUAGUUUGCUCAAGUAUGGGAUGAUAUGCGGGUUUCAGGUUCUUUUUUGAUGAAUGUACGUGUUGUAAAGCUAAGAAAAUUAAAUGGUAUCUAUAAACUGUCAUAGAUAAGUUUACUUCAGAUAGAUAUUAUUCUAGGACAGAUAGAUUACUAUAGUUCAGUUCAGGUUAAUGGGCAUACCAUAUCAAUAGGAUUGUCAAGAUUUUUCAGUUUUGUAAAUUUGCUGACAGGUUGGACCCAAUAGUCUUACAGGCAUUCUAUGUCACAAUUCAUCAGAGCAUAAUACAUCUUUUUAUACCCCCACCAAACAUGUUUGAGGGGGGUAUAUAGGAGUCAGUUUUGUCGCGUCCUGUCGCGUCCCGUCCCGUCGCGUCCCGAUAUCUAUUAUCUCAGUUAUUACCAAAUGGAUUUGAUUCAGACUUAAAAUACAUGUUCCACCUUAUCACCCACAUCAUGUGACACAAGGUGCAUAACUCUUGACACCAAGUUUUCAUGAAUUAUGUCCCCUUUAACUUAGAAUUUAAGGUUAAUUUUGUUGUAUUUUCACUAUAUCUCAGUUAUUACUAAAUGGAUUUGAUUCAAACUUAAAAUAGAUGUUCCACCUCAUCACCCACAUCAUGUGACAUAAGGUGCAUAACUCUGACACCAUUUUUUUAUGAAUUAUGCCCCUUUUUACUUAGAAUUUAAGGUUGAUUUUGAUGUAUUUUCACUUUAUCUCAGUUACUACUGAAUGGAUUUGAUUCAAACUUAAAAUAGAUGUUCCACCUCAUCACCAACAUCAUGUGACAUAAGGUGCAUAACUCUGACACCAUUUUUUUUAUGAAUUAUGCCCCUUUUUACUUAGAAUUUAAGGUUGAUUUUGAUGUAUUUUCACUUUAUCUCAGUUACUACUGAAUGGAUUUGAUUCAAACUUAAAAUAGAUGUUCCACCUCAUCACCCACAUCAUGUGACACAAGGUGCAUAACUCUGACACCAAGUUUUCCUGAAUUAUGUCCCCUUUUACUUAGAAUUUAAGGUUAAUUUUGUUGUAUUUUCACUAUAUCUCAGUUAUUACUUAAUGGAUUUGAUUCAAACUUAAAAUAGUUGUUCCACCUCAUGACCCAGAUGAUGUGACAUAAGGUGCUUAACUCUGACAUAAAUUUUUUAUGAAUUAUGUCCCCUUUUACUUUAAAUUUAAGGUUGAUUUUGAUGUAUUUUCACUAUAUCUCAAUUAUUACAAAAUGGAUUUGAUUCAAACUUAAAAUAGAUGUUCCACCUCAUCACCCACAUCAUGUGACACAAGGUGCAUAACUCUGACACCAAGUUUUCAUGAAUUAUGCCCCUUUUUACUUAGAAUUUAAGGUUAAUUUUGAUGUAUUUUCACUAUAUCUCAAUUACUACUGAAUGGAUUUGAUUCAGACUUAAAAUAGAUGUUCCCCCUCAUCACCCACAUCAUGUGACACAAGGUGCAUAACUCUGACACUAUUUUUCUUGAAUUGUGUCCCCUUUACCUAGAAUUUAAGGUUAAUUUUGAUGUAUUUUCACUAUAUCUCAUUCUGAUUGGCUUAGAGCCAAAGGGAAGUAACCUUUUUUUAACCUUUGUACUGAGUUUCUUCCCCUUAAAUUCCAGGAAUUAGUCUAUUUUUAGAAAUCCUAUUUUUAGAUUUUCAAUAUUUUAGGUAUUUUUCUAACUUUUUUAUUAUAAGUCCUAUGUAAAAAGUAAAAACAUUUUAAGAUUCCUUAUGGUUGCCAUUCUUCUGUGACAAGACCGUAUGGUGGGGGUAUGAGUCACUCCUGUGACAGUUCUAGUUUGCAAGUGGUAUUAAGAGUCAUGUAAUCUUAAGGAAGCUUAUUUAAAGGUGGUCAAUCACAUUUAAACAACAUUCAAUUUUUUACUUUUUGUAUAUUCUGGUAGAGAAUUAUUUAAGGAACAAAAAGACCGAUUACAUAGAGUUAGAUUCCUAUUUGAAAUGUAUAUUUUAUUAUUUUUAUAAAAUUUUGUAAUUACUCCCCUUUAAUAUGAAAGUAUAUAAAAAGCUGGGUAUUUCUUUUCAUUUCGAUACAAUGUCUAGUUUUACAUUUGCAUUUGAUAGACAUAUCAACUAUUGAACAAUCUGAACCAAAAUGCAAGUUUAAAAGCUGUGUGUAGCUUCUGAAUUCAUUUAUUUCCAAUCUAUCUUGGUUGCACAACCAAGAUAGGCAAAGGGAGGAAACAAUAAUUUUUUAAAACUUCCGUUUCUAAUGAAUUCCAUCUAAAUACAUAAUUUUUAAUGCAAAUAUUUUACAAAUAUAAUAAAAUAUUUAUACAUUUCCUUAGGCAAAGUAUGUUUAUCAAAUUUAUACUUAUGAUAAAAUAACUCUAUCUUGGUUGGACAACCAGGAUAGGAAAAUGAAAUUUUAAAAAUACCUCCAGUGAAAAUCUAAUUUGUAUUAAGUGUUAAGUGAACAUAAAUGAGUGUAAAUGAUCAGAUGCUAAAGUUUCGAACAAAUCCUUUACAUGGCCAAAAUCUGAUUAUCCACCUUUAAAUGAAUUUGGAUGUAGAUUGCUGUUAGUGUUCAGUUAGAGAAUUUGUAACCUUUUUUUUUUUUUUUUUUUUUUUUU